AUGGCAGUGCAAAACCCUGACAGGAUGACAGAUUUUACCUGCAGACAAUGCACCAUGGUAUUUCUCAAUAUGCCCAGUCUGCUAGACCACAUGAACACUCAUCACGAAGAAGAAGAAGAAGAAGAAGAAGAAGAGCGCAAAUUCAAAUGUGAUGAAUGUGGACGUGGUUACAGACAUGCUGGCAGUCUAGCAAACCACAGAAAGACUCAUGAGGUGGGUUCCUUUCAAUGUAGCGUUUGUGGAAAGGAAAACUGGAAUGCCUCAGCCCUGAAGAGUCAUCUCCGGAGCCACACUUCAUUUAAAAAGUACUCCUGUGCAGAGUGUGGAAAGGCUUUCCGUUUGGCAACUCAGCUCGCUACACAUGAGAGAGUUCAUCGCGCCAGGAGGUGGAAGGAUGAGUCUUAUAGGAAUAUAGAUGUGGAAUGUUCCACACAUGAAUCUGAAAAUGAUCAGCAGCUUAAUGAGAUGUCAGGCAUUGUUGGGUUUUCUGAAGAAAAUAGCCCUGAAGACAAAACAGAUGACGUUUAUAAUUCCCAAACAGAGAAUCUGGACGAUGAUGACAAUGCUGAUGCUGUAAACAGACCCUUUAAGUGUGAGUUGUGUGACAAAACGUACAUACACCAUCGAAGCCUGAUCAAUCACAGAAAAACGCAUCAAGUGGGAGUGUUUGAGUGCACAGUGUGUUACAAAGUAUUUAAUAAUAUGGCUGCACUCUACAGCCAUCAGAGAUCCCACAAGACAAAAAGCAGGACAGACCUCAGCUCGACAGGUGAUGCAAACACAACGCUGAAUGAGUUUGUGAAUCCCAGCCAGGAGACGCCGGUAAACUUCUGCCACUUGUGUCAAGUACUUUUCCCCAACCAAGGGGAAUUUCAGGAACAUAUCCAAAUGCACAACUCCUCUUCUCUCUCGUACGGGCUUCAGGAUACAUUGUCGGAGAAGUUAAAUGCAUCAUUUGACAACAGCAUCGCUUCACCUGAGUCUAGUUUUUGUGCAUCCCCUGAAGACAGCAUACCUUCAGCGUCCCCGGCGGUUAAUCCCAGUGGCUUCGAUCAGCCACAGGAGCAGAUACCAAGUAAUGGUCACAUGCUCUCACACUGCUCUGCUAAUCUAAAACCAUCGUCUGAUCACGUUCAAGUAGCACCCUCGGUGAUGAACACAAGCACUGACGGCUCCACACAAAUGGCUCAAAAUGAAGAAAUACCAGCUUCUGAUUCUGACGAGCGCCCCUUUAAGUGUCACAUCUGUGGUAAAAGCUACCGGCACUCAGGGAGCCUCAUUAACCACAAAAGGUCACAUCAGGUGGGGAUUUACCAGUGUUCCAUUUGCAAUAAGAAUUAUCCUCACCUGGCCGCCCUCAAAAGUCACCUUCGCCUCCACAAAGCUCAGCCGUCGACUUUCAGCCAGGCGGCUGAGGGAGACUGGCUCUCCUCAGAGCCGCUGACUUUGGAUAACCAGCAGGGCUGCUUCUCUUUGUUAAAUAUGCAGGAGGACGGUGCUCACACUGGACUCUGUAUUGAUCGGGAAAACGGAACUGACCUCAGCAACGGAGCAUUUUACCAGGAGCAAUUUAAUGAGGACUUCUCCCAGGGAACAGCAUCUCAUCUACCUCACAAUGAACCGCUUAUAUCGAGGCACAUGUGUGCAGACUGUGGUGAGACGUUUGCAGAUAUUGCAGAAAUUAAGUCCCACGGUUGUCCUUUGCUGCAGCAGCAGCAGCAGCAUGAGACUGCUGGUGGUGAAUACACCGCAACUUUGAACUUUGAAGCCAGUAACGGUCACUGUGCUGAUGGAAAUCCAGAAAGUAACAUGGAGCUGCAUGGACUGAAUGGUGGCCAACAUUACUUUGAACAGGAUUUCCUGGAAAAUGUGAACAGUUCUCAUCUGGAUACUGAUGUAGAAGAGGAGGAGGAGGAUGGAGAUCAUUAUCAGUGCUCUAUAUGCGGCAACAGCUACAGCAGCAUGAGGGCUCUUAGAAGCCAUCUUCAAGGACACACACAGGAGACUCUUCCAAGUUCAGGACCAUCCUCACUGUCCUCACAAGAUGAAGUGAAAGAGGAAGAGCCAGAGGAGAUGAUCAUCUGUAGUACAUGUGGGGAAAGUUUUUUCAAUAGGCAGGACUUGAUUACUCACCAGCUUCUACACAACAAGGACCAGUUAGACCAUUUGCUAACCAGCAGCGACGUUUCAGAAAGUAAAGAGGAAGCGCAGAUCAUCUGCGGCAGCUGUGGCGUCUCCUUCACUAGUUAUGAUCGUCUCGACAACCAUGAAUGCACAGCUCAGAAGAAAGAGGAGUCUGUGCACAGUGAGGAAGAAACAAAGGUCAGCCCUGUGGCUCAGUGUGAGGAGAUGGGUUCCAGCAGAGACACUGUAGUGGGUCAACCUCGUCAGUACAGGUGUGAUCAGUGUGGACGCUCAUACAGGCAUGCUGGCUCCCUAAUUAACCAUAAAAAGUCCCACAAAACAGGUGUGUUCAAGUGUAACAUCUGCCAGAAACGCUUCUACAACCUGCUGGCCCUGAAAAACCACCAGAGGUCCCACUUCGAUGUUAAAAGACACGCUUGUCACGAGUGUGGAAAAGCCUUCAAAAUCCAGAAGCAGCUGAUGAUCCACCUGAGAAGGCACAGGGAGAACCGAGCCAAAAUCCAGGAACUCAACAAUCAGAUACAGGCUCUCAUGCAAAUGAAUGAUACCAGAUCAGAUGAGAGAAUGCCAGCCUCAGCUUCAAAUGUCAAUCGAGCGUUGACCUUGCGGCGUCGCACGCAAAGGAGGACAGGGAGUGUAAAGUUGGAGGCAUCCGUUAAAGAUGAGGACGACAGUGAUCAGCGACCUUAUGCUUGUGACCAGUGUGGGCGUACGUACCGCCACGCAGGAAGUUUAGUCAACCACAAGAACUCCCAUAAAACAGGUGAAUACUACUGUUCUGUUUGUAACAACACGUACUCCAAUCAGUUAGCCAUGAAGAAUCACUUGCGGAUCCACUUUGCCUAUAAAAGGAACUCGUGUCAAAAGUGUGGGAGAAGCUUUCGAAUGAAGAAACAACUGCUGGCUCAUGUCUGUGCCGACCUCAGGAAGGGUGGGGCCAAAGGCAGGAAGAUCCUCAAAUCUAGAACCUUCAAAUGCAGGAAGUGCAUGAAAGCCUUCAUCUCUUUGGAGCAACUGACGGCUCACACGUGUGCUUCCAAAUCGAAACUCUCUUUAAACAAAGAGGAGCGGCCAUUUAAAUGCAACAUAUGCAGUCGCACCUACCGCCACGCCGGCUCGCUGCUGAAUCACAAAAACACCCACAAGACAGGACACUUCAGCUGCAGCGUCUGCUCCAAGCCCUUCACCAACCCAAUGGCUUUACGCAACCACACGCGGACCCACACGCAGAAGAAAAAGUACGUGUGUCUCACAUGUGGAAAGGCUUUUCGUCUGGCCAGUAUCCUACACAACCACCAGAGGGUCCACAAUCGGGUGCUGAGUCACUUCAGCUGUCCUUCCUGUGGAAAGAGCUUCCAGGGCAGGUCUGGCCUGAGGAGACACCGCUGCCACGAAGGUCAGGAGGGCGACUCGCCAUCUGGAGUCCAGCCGCCAGAGAGGGCAGACAAGUGCUUCAUGUGUGACCUGUGCGGGCGCUCCUACCGCCAUGCUGGUUCUCUUCUCAACCAUAAGAAGUCGCACGCUGAAAACCUCCACCACUGCACCCUGUGUCUGCAGACCUUUCCUGACCCUCUCACCUUGCAGAUACACUCACAGAUGAAGAGGCAGUGCUGCCCAGAAUGUGGGAAGACCUUCUGUCUGGUGGCACACCUGCAGAGCCACAUGGAGGUGCACCUGAAGGAUCAGGCGGCGGUCCGUGGCAUCUGCAACGCUGCCAGUUACCAGCAGCACAAAACUCCCUCCGUGCAUGGUGUGGAGGAAGCCGAGAAUAACUUCUGGGACUCAGAAGUAAAUCAAUCCACGGACACGGAUCAGACUCCCAACCAGCUUCCCCACAUUCCAGAUUGUGUCUCUGAUUGCCAGAGUAACAACGCUUCUGUCACAGAGGAGAAGAGCCACGUCUGUGAGCACUGCGGCCGCUCUUACCGCCACGCCGGCUCCCUGCUGAACCACAAGAACAGCCACAAGAUGGGUUCUUUCUUCUGUUCUGUGUGUCACAAAGAGUUCACCAACCUGAUGGCUCUCAAGAACCACAAGCGCAUUCACACGGAGCCAAAGCGCUACCAGUGCCUGGACUGUGGCAAGGCGUUUCGUGUUUCCACUCAGCUCAUAUGCCACCGGAGGAUACACACCAAAGAGAAGCCCUUCGCCUGCCCGCUGUGCAACAAGAGCUUCUCUAGCAAAUCCAACCUGCGGCACCAUCAGAAGUUGCACCAGAGCUCUGCCCAGACCUUAGACUCCUCCUUUAGCAUGGAUGCUAACACCUUCAUGGACCUGGACAUGGAACCUUUCUUAUAAACUAAGGUUCUUGGACGUGCAGGAGGAAGUGAAAGGGGUUCUUCGUCAACAGUUGUAAAGCAGUAUUUCUCCAGUUUUUAGAACUUGUUUUGUGUUCUAAACACAAGCUUGUUUGAAGAAGUCCACACUUCAAAACUGGUUUUUAAUCUUACCUCAUCAUCUCUGUUAUGUUCCCACAAGAUUCAUCAAUGACUCGUGUUGUUCUUCAGCGUACAGGGUGAUGACAGCAUCAGACUCUGCUUGUUCCUCUGUAACACACCAACAUGAACAGGGCCCUACGUCCGUGUACUUACAGGAACAGUUUGUAAAACACAACCUUUUGCUGUGUCUAACCGUGCCCAGUGCCUCUGUAAGUCACAUAGGAAACUAAAUAUACAAAUGAUAUAACCUGUGAAGCAUUUAUUUAGCUGUUAUUACUGAAGGACUGUUCACCUUGCUUUGGUAUUUCACACACAGUAGCCUCUGUACCUCCUGGGUGUGUGUCUGAGAGUCAGCGAACACACAACCAGAUUGUUGUCCUGCUAAUUAUAUCAACUAUAUGCGCAAACUGAUGUAUUUAUUUAUGCAUAGGAGUCAACGUGCAAACUUUAUUAGGAGAAUGUUUUAUGAAUGCUGUUUUAGAUCAUGUAGCCUUUCAGAACCUUCUCACGGGUCAACAUUUAGCACACGAGCUGAGGCUGGAGUCUGUUUUGGUCUUGCUCUGGUUAACCCUGCUGCAUGGAACACUGGAGAUGAUCAGCAAAGGGUUUGUAACUCACUCGUGCCAUUUUAUUAUGUUUUAGCUUGUGCCAUCAGUCACUCCAACCAACGUACUGCUGCAGCUACUCUCACAGUGCAUGCUGGGGUUCUGUUGAUGUGCCAGUGCCUAAAUUGUAAGUCGACUGUAGUAGUUUUAUUUAAACAAACCUCUUCUCACUGAACCUCUCCUGCUGAUUUAUGUAGUAGUUUCAUUCUUUAGGUGACAAACAUUUAAAGUAGGUAAUAAUUGGAGAUGAGUUCCCUUAUAGUCAUCCUCAGAAAUGUUGCAUAUCAGACGUGAAUCUAAGCACAAGUAUUAAUAGAAACCACACAGAACGCUGAUGCUUUGUAAAUUUUGUCUUUACUAACCUGCCACCACCCAAAUCAUCACUGUUUCUGUUCUUUUAGCUUUGUGCGGUUAACAGAACUGGACAGAUGGCCUUUGUUCCUGUAACCACCGAUUAUUCUCAUACCGUAAGCAUUGCUCGUCACUCGCCAGAAGUAUGAAAUACCUCAAAACCCUGCCUACAACUGCUACUUGAUGCCUCACACUCAUGGGUUAUUCAGAAUAUACACUGUAAAAAAGUGUUAAUGAGGUUGCAUCUGUGUCAAUAUUGCCUUUGUGGCACGGGUUCCGGUGUGCUGAUUGUCUUCAUAUGUUCAUUUGCACAUGCGUGUGUCCCUAGAGAGGGCAGGACGUCCUUGAUGUUUCAGACUUUUGUUUGUUGGAGUUGAAAAACCAUGGGGAGCCGAAGUCUCUUCCCUUUCCAGUCGGAUCAUGGGUCCCUACAAGAACGAGAAAAUAGGGCUGGGCAAUAGCUCGAAAAUGUAUCGUUAUUGAAAUUUCUGACUUUUAUCAAUAUGAUUUUUCCCAUGACAAUAAGUUUGAUAAUAAAAAAUAAAAACAUGUGUAGGUUGGCAACAUUCAUGGCCCUUUAAGAAGCUGUACCACGUGAAAAUGUAACUCAGCGUAAUACACGUGACAGCCCCAUCUAGUGGACAACUUUUGUUUCUGCGCAUACCUGUAGUUGUCGUUCAGUUAUCAUUAUCGAGGUGAAAUCCUCAAUAUAUUGUGAUAUUGAUUUUAGGCCUUAUCGUCCAGCUCUAAAAGAAAAUGAAUGCAAGUCAAACGGGCUAACGAUUUUAAAAUAAGCGCUUUUAUCAAAAUGUGUCUUUAAAAUUCACAGACAUGUUACAUCACAUAACCAACGGGAUUAUGGAAAAUAGCAUUUUUAUCCCCAUUGACCUGCAUUCAUUUUUCAAAUUCCAUGGUCCGGAAGUAUGGUCGUGACUUAGGCUCCCUGCUCAGCUGCGAUAAGUCACCCCAACUGGUGUGUGGGCUGUGAUGUUUAAAGCAAUACACGCAUGUUUGAUGGCCUACUGGUAUCAGAUUUCCACCACUGCUUGCAUCUCCCAGUUAAAUUAUACUAAAAUCCUAAUAGAUUAGAAACUUAAAGGGAUUUUCUGGCUCCUCUUUAAACAUCUAUGUCUUUGUUACCUAUUGUGUUGUUUCUGUCAUUUUUUCAAUUACCUUUUUUAUCUUUGUGGUGCGAGGUAGCUCAGUGGGAGAAUCCUUAAAUUUGUUGUGCUUCUGGGCAUAAUGACAAUAAAGGACUAUUCUAAACUGU
This is a messenger RNA of Nothobranchius furzeri (turquoise killifish), 6809 nucleotides long. RefSeq names its product zinc finger protein 646 (gene znf646). Gene Ontology annotation, biological process: regulation of transcription by RNA polymerase II. Gene Ontology annotation, cellular component: nucleus. The record is from RefSeq and is a predicted model, not a curated record. Lineage: Eukaryota; Metazoa; Chordata; Actinopteri; Cyprinodontiformes; Nothobranchiidae. Gene Ontology annotation, molecular function: DNA-binding transcription activator activity, RNA polymerase II-specific; RNA polymerase II cis-regulatory region sequence-specific DNA binding.